AUGAAGAGUUUUACUAAUCAGAUAUCACAUUCACUAUAUUACAAGUUGAAGAUUACAACCCAGGAUUCAAUAAAUGUUAUAGAACAAACAAUAGAUGAAAUGACAUGGAGGCAAUUUAUAAAUAAUGCAUUGAGUAAAGGACAUGGUAUUUUUGGAGAGAGUAUCGAUUACGAGUUUUUAAAUAUAUCGGACCGAAUUGCAUUUGUCAGAGUUGGUUCUCACGAUCAUCAUACUUUUACUUCAGCAUUAACAACGUACGUUUCCGGUGAUGAAUUAUUGGGAUUUCCAUUGGUUGUAGAAAUCAUCCAAGAAACUGUUAAUCCAACUAAGCUGUCGAUUACUGAUGAUGAUAAGAUAUGGUUGAAAAGUUAUAUUGAAAGCGCACAAGAAGACCUCAAAUGCUAA
This is a messenger RNA of Eremothecium sinecaudum, 405 nucleotides long. It is a transcript of the gene POP8, whose product is annotated as ribonuclease P. Gene Ontology annotation, biological process: intronic box C/D snoRNA processing; tRNA processing; nuclear-transcribed mRNA catabolic process, RNase MRP-dependent. The record is from RefSeq and is a predicted model, not a curated record. The transcript has 2 exons. Lineage: Eukaryota; Fungi; Ascomycota; Saccharomycetes; Saccharomycetales; Saccharomycetaceae. Gene Ontology annotation, molecular function: ribonuclease MRP activity. Gene Ontology annotation, cellular component: ribonuclease MRP complex; nucleolar ribonuclease P complex. The coding region runs from base 1 to 405 and encodes 134 amino acids.